AUGACAGAUCUUGAUAAUACACAAAUUCUAUCAGCGGACGAAAGUCUUUUACAGAAUUCAUCAACCAUUGAAUUAGAAGCUUCACUAAAAAUCAUUAGUGGCACUGAUUCAAAUACGUAUCAAAUCGGAAAAGAAACAAUUAUUGGCCGUGGAAAUCCAUCCGAUUUGAUUAUUUCUGCUCCGUCACUUUCAAAACAACACGCUAAAGUUACUUUGAACAAUGGUCAAUAUUUCAUUACUGAUCUUGGCAGUAGUAAUAAAACCUUUCAUAAUAAAAUCCAACUGCAACCAAAUGUUUGUUAUGCAUUACACAAUGGAGAUGAAUUAAAAUUAGGUGAUGUUGUUUGUUUGUUUCAAGAACAAAAGCAAUCAAAUAAAAAUACACUUUCGGAAUCAACAUAUGAAACUUAUAUACCACCAGUUAAUACCUUAGUUGAAGAGGAUUCGUCGUGGUCAUCGGAAGAAGAUUCACCUCCACUGGUUAUCACAGAAUCAAAUGUUGAUGUUAUCCCAUCAACGCAAACAAUAACUGAUUCAUAUGAUGAUCAGGAACCUACACAACCAAUGAAAGUUUGGAAUGGAAAUCCUACUAAUACAAAUGGUCUUACUCGGACGAAUGUUAAAAAUUCAGAUGAUGAAGCAGUGAAACAAAAUGGUUUGAAUGAGUCUUCAUCAAAUAAAUCAUCAUCAUUUAUUCCAUCAACCUCAUCAUCAGCAUUGAAAAAUGAUAAUGAUGAUGAUGAUGACGAUAGUUUAGUUAUUGGUGCAACAACAUUACCAGCAACUGUAGCAUUAGUUAUUGAAUCAACACAAAUAGAUAAUGAUGAUCAAAUUGAAAUUCUUUCGUCGUCACGAACUGAAAAAGUUAUUGAAGAAAACAAUAAUAAGAAGGUUAUUACUGAAACAACAACAGAAAUUGAAAUAGAUAAAACUCAAGCAUAUACACUUAAACCAGCUGAUGAAGGAAAUACUGGAACAGAACAAAUUGUAUGUGAAACUCAACCAUAUGAUCUUGAAAGCGAACCAGCUGUGACAGAUAUUGUUGAAACAAAACGUGAAGAAGUUCAUCAAGUUGUUAUUGAGGGAGAUAAAUUGAUUGAAAAAAUUACGACCACAACGACAACAACAACAACAACAAUAUCAGGUAAUGAUAAUUUACCAAUGGAAACACAAGCUUAUGAUCUUGAACCGACUGAAGAAGAAACAACUACAACAAUUUUAAUUGAUGAUAAAAAUCAUGCUGUUGAAACACAAGCUUAUGAUCUACAACCAACAUAUGAAGAAACUACUACUACAACUACAGCCAUAACUGUUGUUGAAAGUGUAACUUCUGCAGCUGAAACACUAACUUAUGAUCUUCAGCCAACAAACGAAGACAAUACGAAAACAGCAGCUAAUGUUGAGAGCAAAAAUGCACCUAAUGAUCUCUCAUCAACAAAUGAGGAACCUUUAAAAAUAUCAACUACAAUUGAAAAUGAAAGUCUACCAAUGGACGAACAAAAUGAUUUAGAUACUACGACACCAGCUGUAUGUGGUGACACACAACAAUAUGAUCUUGAUGAGCAGAUUGAUGGUUCAUCACCAAGACCAGCAUCGGAAACAUGUGAAGUUGUUCCAAUGUCAAAAUUAGCUGAACAAAUUCAAAAUGCAGAAAAUGCUGUUGAUGAUACAAUGUCUAAACAACAAGUUGAAGUUAUUAUUAAUCAAAAUCUUGUUGAGGAAAAUAUGGAAGAUGAACAAAUGGAUACUAGUCAAUCAGAAUCUCUAUCAACAAUCAAGAAUGUUGAACCAACAACAGCUGUUGAACAACAAGAAUCUACUGUUACUACUAUAGAAGAUGAAAAUCUAUCUUCAGCCAAUGUAGAGGCAAUACCAACUGACGAAACAGAAGUGCAACCAGCUGCUGCGGAACACACAAAGGCAACGGGUACAUGCUCAACAACAUCUACAAUGGAAUCAGAACAAAAAGUGGUUGAAUCAAUUCCUACUUCUGAAUCUGAAGAUGUUCUAUCUUCAACUCUUGAUACUACUGAUAAACAAGAAGAAGAAGAAGCCGAUGAACCUGAAGUGGAAGAAGAAGAAAUUGAAGAACCAGGAGUUGUUUCAGGCCGUGGCCAACGUGGCAUUCCUCGACGAACUGCUCGUCGUGCGCGAGGUCGCCGCGGAGGUGCAGCCCGAGCUCGUGUUGUUAGUACACGUUUACAUGCUGGACGUCGUAAUGCAAUUUUACCACCAACCGUUGAUAAAGAAAGUAAUAAUACAACAUUAGAAGAAACAGUAAAUACUGAAACUGAAGAAUCACCAAAAAAACCGUCAGGAAUUGAAGUUGAACGAAAACAAAAUGAUACUCAGCCAAUUACUCCAGCACCAGUUGAAGAAACUGCAUCAACUAGUCAAGCGAAUGCCAAUUCAAAUGUUCGAGUUUCUGCUCGAAUUAAAGCUCGUGCAUCAAGUGGUCGAAAUCGUCAAUUUCCAUAUGCCGAUGAUUAUGUUGAUUUAGAUGAUCUCGAAAAACAAUCGAAAACUCCUACUAUACCAGCAGCAGCAGUAACCACUGCAGUUACGACUGCAGCAGCGGCAACAACAACUGCAGCAGCAGUAGCAGCAACAACUCCAACAGCAGGCCGUAAAUCAACUCGUGGUGGACGUGCUUCGUCAGCAUCACAAAAACGUAUAAGUCUUCGACAACAACCAAUCGAUGUAUCCGAGAGUCCCAACGAAAAAACUAAAAAACAAAAAGAUAAUACUGAUGUUUACGAACAAAUGGAUACCGGUGGUGAAAAUGAAGAACCUAAUUUGUCAACAAGAAGCAUUGGACGAAAGCGUAAAAGUACAACACCCGUUGCAACAACUACUGCAAAACGAACCCGUUCAAUAACACCACAAACAGCGUCACCAGUAAAUACACGUCGUAAGCAAGCUCCUGUUGUAGAACCAUCACCAUCACCUCCACCUAAUCCUGUGACACCAAAACGUGGUCGAAAAUCUACAAAAUUAAAUACACCAACUGAUCAACCAGACGAAAAACAAAGUCCACCUGAAGAUCGACCUGUCCGCAUCGCUCUCAGUAGUCAUUUAAAUUUUGAUCAAAGUCAUUUAGAUACAUUGCGUAAAUUAGGCUUUGAAAUUAUGGAUGAAUCAUGCCAUGUUGAUGCAUUAGUUGUUGAUCGUAUUAGACGUACGAAAAAGUUUUUCAUGUGCCUUGCACGUGGUGCACAUAUAUUAUCUCCAACAUGGAUUGACUCAAUGGUUAAAGAAAAUCGUUAUUUACCUUAUGAAAAAUAUUAUUUAGAAGAUACAAAUGCUGAAGCCCGUUACGGCUUUCAAUUACGUGAAAGUGUCCGUUUAGCUAAACAGCAUCCAAUAUUUGAAAAUUAUAAAAUUUUUUGUACUCAAAAUACAUCGCCACCUUAUGAUGAUUUGAAAGAUAUAAUUGAAGCAGCUGGUGGAAAAUUUGUCGACAAAAUUAAUUUCAGCAAACCAGGAAAAGAUUUAGUUUGCAUUGUUGCCCAAUUGCAUAAAAAUGAAUACGAAGAAUUAUGUAAGAAAGGUGUACCCAUUGUUAGUGAAGAAUUCGCUUUAAGUGGUAUAUCAAAACAAAAGCUUGAUUUUGAAGCAUUUUCAUUAUUUCAAAAUGUUACUUCUGGCAUCAAAUCAACUGGAAAUAAAUAG
Molecule: messenger RNA, 3672 nt
Organism: Rotaria socialis
Lineage: Eukaryota; Metazoa; Rotifera; Eurotatoria; Philodinida; Philodinidae
Source: the annotation of a GenBank genome assembly